AAAAAAGCACAGAGGGGUAAAAAAAACAUGGAAGGCAACAGAGACGAAGCGGAAAAAUGUAUCAAUAUAGCGGUGAAGGCCCUCGAAGCAGGAGACAAGGAAAAGGCCAUAAAAUUCCUGAACAAAGCGGAGAAAUUAUUCCCGACUAACAAAGCGAAAGUGUUGUUGAAGGCGUUGUUGAAGAAUGGCAGUUCUGCAGGUAACGGAGGAGCGUAUCACAGAAAGUCAGCAAAUGGCACCGAGGCGACGGCGACGUCUUCACCACAACAGAGACAGGACUCGACGAACAGCGACUUGUCCAAGAGCUUCACCAAGGAGCAGGUGGAAGGAGUGCAGAGGAUAAAGAGCUGUAAGGACUACUAUGAGGUCCUGGGUGUCAGUAAAGAUGCUAAUGAGGAGGAUCUGAAGAAAGCCUACAGGAAGCUGGCACUGAAGUUUCAUCCAGAUAAAAAUCACGCUCCUGGAGCUACGGAGGCCUUUAAAAAGAUCGGGAAUGCGUACGCAGUGCUGAGUAACACAGAGAAGAGGAGGCAGUACGACGUGAGCGGAGGAGAAGAGCCCAGCAGCUCGGCACACAGCGCACACGGAGGAUUCGAGUUCCAUCGAGGCUUCGAGGCCGACAUCACGCCUGAGGAUCUCUUCAACAUGUUCUUCGGAGGCGGCUUUCCUUCCUCGAGUACAUUUGCUAACAGCCGAGAUCGAUACACUCAGCAGACGGACCACACGAGGAGGGAGAGAGAAGAGAGAGGAGAUGGAGGCUUCUCCAUGUUUAUUCAGCUGAUGCCGAUCGUGGUGUUGAUCCUGGUGUCUGUUCUCAGUCAGCUGAUGGUUUCCACCCCUCCAUACAGCCUCUACUCCAGACCAUCGACAGGUCAGACGGUAAAAAGACAGACCGAGAACCUGCAGGUGGAUUAUUACGUCACCCGAGACUUUAACUCAGAGUAUAAGGGCUCAGCGGUGCAGAAGAUCGAGAAGAGCGUGGAGGACGAUUACGUGUCUAACGUGCGUAACAACUGCUGGAAGGAACGACAGACAAAAACAGACCUGCUGUACGCCGCUAAGGUGUACAGAGACGAGCGUCUGCGCAGGAAGGCCGAGCUCAUGACCAUGGACAGCUGUAAAGAGCUGGACAGACUAAACGAGCUGUUUCGUGGUGGAUGAGCUUCACUCUGUACAGACUCUUAGCACAUAGAUAUGACAGAAUACACACACACACACACACAUAUAUAUAUAUAUAUGUCACAAAUGUAAAUGUUUUUUAAGGAAAGAAAUCAGGACGUUAGGAGAGAAAACAUACUAAAACGUUAAUGUCUAAUGUACUGUUGAUCAUCAUCAUCAUCAUCAUCAUUGUCGUGACUCUGAAUUCCUGACACAAUUUUACCUCUAUUCUAACGCGCCGAAGGAUAACGGACCGAAUCCCUAACGCUCUCGUCUCUGCUGCCUCUUCCUUCACACUCCUGACCUCAUGUUACUCUUUUUAAAGACUGACGCUCGUGACGGAGGCGUAGCUCAACUCCCACAAUCCUUAGCAGCGGCAGCUACGCGAGUCGUAAACGCUUUUAGCUCCUUUUGCUAGUCCACGGCGGAGCACCGCGAUCGUCGACGGUACCGUCAGGAAGCGGUUUGAGAUGAUGGUUUUCUCCUGAAGUCACGGUUCUGCUGGAUGGACCACUGAGCCAUUUUAAUCCAUGUUGUUGUACAUUUUAUUUCUGAAUGAAAAUAUUCCAAGAUAUUUAAGUCUCUAGAGAAUCGAGAGAGUUCUUCGUUGCUCGACUAAUCGUUUGAAUAAAGUUUAAAUUAUUACUGAUUAAACGGACAA
Messenger RNA from Tachysurus vachellii, 1819 nucleotides. RefSeq names its product DnaJ heat shock protein family (Hsp40) member B14 (gene dnajb14). The transcript is spliced from 8 exons. NCBI's taxonomy places the organism in Eukaryota, Metazoa, Chordata, Actinopteri, Siluriformes, Bagridae. Gene Ontology annotation, cellular component: endoplasmic reticulum membrane. Bases 28 to 1161 code for a protein of 377 amino acids. Gene Ontology annotation, biological process: cellular response to misfolded protein. Gene Ontology annotation, molecular function: Hsp70 protein binding. The record is from RefSeq and is a predicted model, not a curated record.